AUGAUUGCACGGAACGGUCUCGUUGUGGUGUUGCUCGCAUUGUUCGUGUCGAUAUGUCAAGGAGUGGAACUGUCGGUUGUUCAGCCGAGGCGAAUGAAACACCUUGAACGUCAUAACGUGCUCGGCCUAUCCGCUGUUCACGUCGAGCUGGAGCCGGGAAGCAAAAAACAAUUCUCCUACUACUUUUCGCCAGAAGUCACUACCGAAGGAUAUUUGUGAGUUUUGAAGGUUUUGGGGACGUUUACUGUGGCAUACUGUAUUUGAAAGAACUUUUGAUAAUGUUACGGUAGCAUACUGUAUUUGAAACAUAGUUUUUUAUAAUGUUACUGUAGCAUACUGCGUUUGAGAGAUAAUUCCUGAUAAUCUUACUGUAGUAUACUGUAUUAAAACCUAUUGUUUUUAGCCGUUUUGAUGAGAACAAUACUGGCUACGCGGUCCAGAAGUCUGGCUACUACGGUCUGAUCAAGGAGAGAUAUAGAAUCCAGUUCGGUCUCGAGAAUUGUCGCCAGAAUCCGAAAUACCAAAUUAAAAAGAAGCAUUGUCUGUGUUACGAGACGAAGGGCAGUGGUCAACCUUCAAAGGAUGUGAGUUGAUUACGGUAACUGUGGCUGACUUGUUGUAGCAUUAGUACUAGUUUUAUUAGAACAGUACUAGUUUUGAAAUGGCGUACUAGUACCUCAACUUAUGCUUUAAUGCGCUGCAUUAGAGAGAUGUUACAGUUCGAAAUGUCAUUAUAUUAGAGAUGUUACAGUAUGAUAUAUCAUAAUAUUAGAGAUCUUACAGUAUGAAAUGUCAUAAUGUAAUGCAUGGUUUUCUUUGAUAGUCCUAUACAGUACGAGUAUUUUAGUGGUGCGGCAAGGAUGGUUAUGCCUUUGUCUGCUUUGUUCCCGAAAAGAGUAAAGGUGUGGUCAAGUACCUGGACCCGCAAACCAACAAAGCGACUUCAUUCGCAUCGGUUCAGUGUGACAAUGUGCUGUUGAAGGUGGAUGUGAGUUUGGUUUUGUCUUUCUGAUGUUGUGGAAGGCGGUGUCUCAUCGAAGAUUGUUUUAGGGCUCUGAAUUGGAGCUUGAAUGUGGACAGACAUUGAUCACGGGCGUCAAGAUCGCCAGCAAAUUGCCAGUGCCAAAAGUGACGGGCCAGUACAUGGCGGGCAGAAAGGAUAAGGUCAAGAUGAUCAACCUCGAGUUCAAGGAGUGUGGCAGUGUUGUCUUGGUAAGUAAUGUCUAGGUUUUAAAUGUCAUGUUACUUUUCUAAAACAAUUUUUUUUAAAUUAAAAAACUUUUUGAAAUUUCAAAUUCACAUUCACGGUACCACUUUCAGAACAACUUGUACUACACGCAGAACCUGUGGAAGGAGAAGAAGCCCAUGGAUGAAGCCGCUGUUCACUUGACCGAAGACAAGAAGGAAACGGCAAAGUUUGACGGUUCCACUUGUCAGGAGUGUAGCUGCGACCGGUUCGAGUUCGAGUUCAAGUCUGGCAUUCGCUUUGGAGUCAGUCUACCUCUGGUCGCUGCCGUUCUCCUCUUCUUUUACUUGCAGUAA
Messenger RNA from Bursaphelenchus okinawaensis, 1542 nucleotides. Lineage: Eukaryota; Metazoa; Nematoda; Chromadorea; Rhabditida; Aphelenchoididae. The record is from the annotation of a GenBank genome assembly.